Durusdinium trenchii is the source of this 909-nucleotide messenger RNA. Lineage: Eukaryota; Dinophyceae; Suessiales; Symbiodiniaceae. The record is from the annotation of a GenBank genome assembly.
AUGAUGGUCGACAGCUGCAUGGCCAAGAUGGGCGGAGGCAUCUAUUUGGCUCGUAGCCACCUGGCGCAGUCAGGUGGCAAUUUGACGAUCAAGGAUUGCAAAGCCGAGAAUGGUGGUGGCUUGGCACUCCACGAGAGCCCCAUGAUUCUCUCGGAGGGUGGCAGAUUGAGCUCCAAGAAAUGCAUAGCCGCAAACUCCGGCGGUGGUGCAUGGGUCAAUUCUGGUGAUGUCAUACAGCAGGGCGGAACCCUUGCUUUUGAGGACUGUGAGGCUAAGCAGUUUGGCGGUGGUAUGUACAUCAAGGGCCACAUUUCACAGCUUGAUGGGAGGAUGCUUCUCGAUAGGUGCAAGGUUCAAAGCAAUCAAAGCUUUCAGCAGCUUUCUGAAGCGGAAUCUCAUCAGAGCAAUGACAAGCCAAGCUGGGGCUUUGGUGGCCCAAUGUUGCAAAAGGAUGCUGAAUCGGAAUCUGACAAGAACAAGCUAAGCUGGAGCUUUGGCAGCUCAGACCUGCAGAAGGAUGCUGAAUCGGAAUCUGACAAGAGCGAGCUAAGCUGGGACUUUGCCCCGAUCUUGCAGAAGGAUGCUGAUUUGGAAUCUGACAAGAGCAAGCUAGGCUGGGGCUCUGGCAGCCCGACCCUGCAGAAAUAUGCUGAAUCAGACUCGGAUAGGCAUACUCUUGGUGGGGGUGGUGUAUGGGUCCAAUCAGGUAAAAUCUAUCAGAAGGAUGGAAGUAUGUCCUUUGUCGGGUGUUACAGCGAGGGUGUUGGAGGUGGGCUUGGGGUGGUGGCAGGGAGCAUCCAACAGCAUGGUGGCAUCGUGCAGUUUGGUGACUGUGCAGCCAGGCGGUCUGGUGGUGGCAUAAGGCAAUAUCUCGCAGAUGGAUGGGACUUUGAAGUUCUACAGGUGUAG